AAGCAACCUAACUUACGUGCGCGGUGCGCAUUAGCGUAACAUAGACGAAGGUCAUCUUUCAGCAACUGAACACAUCCGAAUUGAUCCAAAUUGUCUUCUACUUCAUUUUACUCCCACAACAAUGGCAGCCCAGCUUCAUUUGGCGGCGCCAUUUAAAUCCCAAAUCCAACUUCAACAAACUAAAAACUUCAAUUCUUCUGCAUUUUACUACAAUAAAUUUCCAAGAGUGCGCUGUUCUGCUGCUACAACACCCACUAAAAAAAGCUACAACAUCACCCUUCUUCCUGGUGAUGGCAUUGGCCCUGAAAUUAUCUCUAUUUCUAAACAUGUUCUUCAACUUGCAGCUUCCAUUGAAGGGAUUGACAUCAAGUACCAAGAGAUGCCUGUUGGUGGUUCUGCUUUUGAUCUCACAGGAGUCCCAUUGCCAGACGAGACCCUUGCGGCAGCAAAACAAUCUGAUGCGGUUCUUCUAGGAGCUAUUGGAGGAUAUAAAUGGGAUAAACUUGAGAAAAAGUUGAAGCCAGAGACCGGCUUGCUUCAGCUUCGGGCAGGUCUUGAUGUAUUUGCAAAUUUAAGGCCUGCAACUGUCUUACCUCAGUUAAUUGAUUGUACCACAUUGAAAAGAGAAGUAGCUGAAGGUGUUGAUCUGAUGGUGGUGAGGGAGCUAACUGCAGGUAUCUACUUUGGAGAGCCUAGGGGCUUUUCUGUGAAUGAAAAGGGAGAGGAGAUUGGUUUCAAUACCGAGGUCUACUCUGUUUCUCAGAUUGAUCGUAUUGCUCGUGUAGCCUUUGAGACAGCUAGGAAGAGGCGUGGGAAGCUCUGCUCCGUUGAUAAAGCCAAUGUUCUAGAGGCAUCUAUGCUUUGGAGGAAAAGAGUAACUGAAAUGGCAGCGGACUACCCUGAUGUUGAGCUUUCACAUAUGUAUAUUGAUAAUGCUGCAAUGCAACUUGUUCGUGAUCCGAAACAGUUUGACACGAUUUUAACCAACAACAUUUUUGGUGAUAUCUUAUCUGAUGAGGCUUCAAUGAUUAGUGGGAGUAUUGGAAUGCUUCCUUCGGCGAGCAUUGGCCAAUCGGGACCUGGACUUUUUGAACCUAUACACGGUUCUGCUCCUGACAUUGCUGGGCAGGACAAAGCAAAUCCAUUGGCAACUAUCCUAAGUGCUGCAAUGCUUUUGCGAUAUGGUCUUGGGGAAAGUAGCGCAGCAGAUAGAAUUGAGGCAGCUGUUAUGGACACCUUAAAUAGGGGAUUUCGAACUGGUGACAUAUACUCGGUUGGAAAUCAACUAGUUGGAUGCAAAGAGAUGGGUGAACAGGUGAUGAAGGCAGUAGAAUCUCAAAUUCCUGCUGCUGUUUGAUUCCACAUUGCAGUACGAAUCCAUGAUAGAGUGGCUGUUAUUCAAGCAGUAACGCCAAGUACGAGGGCCAAUGCUCUUGUGGAAUGGGCGCAUGGCUAUGCAUUUCUACGGAAGACAAUUGAGAAGCAGCAAUUUUGUAUGCCUUUCUAUUUAUGAAGUCUGUUCUAGUUUACCGGGCAAAUAGUUUUGUACUGUACUCCUGAUCUACAUUAACAGCGAUACUGCUAACAAGAAUUUUGUAUCAUUAUAUGGUAUUUCAAUCAAUGACUGUUGUGAACA
Beta vulgaris subsp. vulgaris (sugar beet) is the source of this 1636-nucleotide messenger RNA. RefSeq names its product 3-isopropylmalate dehydrogenase, chloroplastic. Gene Ontology annotation, biological process: L-leucine biosynthetic process. Lineage: Eukaryota; Viridiplantae; Streptophyta; Magnoliopsida; Caryophyllales; Amaranthaceae. Gene Ontology annotation, molecular function: 3-isopropylmalate dehydrogenase activity; magnesium ion binding; NAD binding. The record is from RefSeq and is a predicted model, not a curated record. The transcript is spliced from 11 exons. Bases 122 to 1357 code for a protein of 411 amino acids.